Messenger RNA from Toxorhynchites rutilus septentrionalis, 2582 nucleotides. RefSeq lists its product as uncharacterized. The record is from RefSeq and is a predicted model, not a curated record. NCBI's taxonomy places the organism in Eukaryota, Metazoa, Arthropoda, Insecta, Diptera, Culicidae. The transcript has 2 exons. The coding region runs from base 464 to 1864 and encodes 466 amino acids.
ACUCGCAAGCAGAUCGGACAAGUUAUUAAUCGAUCCAACAAAGGUGUUUUUUUCACAUCGAAUAAUAGUGUGCUUUUUCAUCGGUUGCGCUUGCGAGUGUAGCGAAAUUUAAAGUGGUGCGCGCUGAGGAUCCAAAUCAGACACAUUCAUCACACACGCCACACAGCCGCGGCAAGUAGAAAUUUAUUUUUCUUUUGUUUCCCUAUCAUUCCUUCUUCCUUCUGUGCACGAUAUACACCAUUGUUCAACUUUGUGUUAACCAAAUCGGCAAACGUUGGCAUUAGGGGUGAUCAUUAUUUCUUAUAUACCGUUGAAUUUUUAUUGGAACUUUUUUUCAUUUUAGCAUUUUAUUUGACAUAAAAUAAAUCAUAACCUUAUAAAAAAUAUUUUUUUUUUCACUCAUUUAUUUAUUUUGAAUCAUUAUAUUCUGUUCAUAUCGAACAGUUGACCGAUUUUUUUUUAUAUGGCUGAGGGCGGGAAGGAUCCCCCAUCGACGCCAUUGAAUAUUUCCGAUACCGAUCCUCCUCCUGAAGAGCAGGAAGAUGAAGCAGAAGUUGAGGAAGAAACUUCUGUAUAUGAAGUUGGAAGUUCCGAAGAUGAGGACAUUGACGAAAAACAGGAUUUUCGUCCAAAAGAAUACCAUGAAGGCUCCAAAGGCCCAUUCAUUGUAUACUUUAGACGAAAAUCUAAACCUCUCAAUGUCAUUCGUAUCUCGAAGGAACUUACUCAGAAGUUUUCUGCAGUUACCGAGAUUACACGGAUGGGGCCAGACAAACUACGAGUUGUCGUCUCAAGCAGGACCCAAGCGAACGAAAUCACGCGCUGCGACCUCUUUGCGAUUGAGUAUCGCGUAUACGUGCCCUGUUGCAACGUCGAAAUAGACGGCGUAAUAACCGAAAAGGGUUUGACUCGAAAAGAGAUUAUCGAUGGUGUCGGUCGCUUCAAGUACUCUUCACUAAAAACUGUGAAGAUUCUUGCAUGCGAUCGACUGAAAUCUGUGUCACAAAAUGACAAAAAUGACAAAAGGGUUCUCAAUCGGACAAACUCUUUUCGUGUUACUUUUGAGGGUUCCGCCCUUCCAAACUACGUUGCAAUAGGUGCACUUCGUUUACCUGUUCGGUUGUUUGUACCCCGGGUAAUGAAAUGCAACAAAUGUAUGCAACUCGGUCACACGACCGCCUAUUGUUGCAAUAAAAAACGUUGCGCAGAUUGUGGAGACAGCCAUGAUGAGAAUCCUUGCGCGAAAGAGCACAAGUGUCUUCAUUGCGGCGGGACUCCUCAUGAUCUUAUCCAAUGCCCGGUGUACAAACAACGAGGGGAGAAAAUCAAGCGUUCCUUAAAGGAACGUUCCAAGCGGACUUAUGCAGAAAUGCUUAAGAAUUCCGUACGAACGAAUCAGGACAAUCCCUACUCCAUUCUGCAGAACGACGAGCCUGUUGCUGACGCUCCCAAUGCAGGAAGUUCCGGUACAUCGCAGGGUGCCGUCAGGAAAAGAAAAAUUACUUCUUUUCCAUCACUCCCCAGAAAGACGACCGAAACUUCCCAAGUUGGAAUGAAAACUCGAAUUGAACGUGCUGAGAAUAGACCGAAGCAAGUACCUCCUGGUUUAAGCGGUUCUUCUACGCACCAGGGGUCCUCAGCACUUCCCGGAGCAGCACCCACCCCGUCUGUUCCAUUUUCGCGGUCGAGGCAACAGCCACAAUCUGGUUUGCUUGCGCUUUCUGACCUGGUGGACAACAUUUUAAAUGCUUUAAAUAUAAAUGACCCUCUUAAAAGCAUAGUAUUAUGUUUGCUUCCGAUUGUGAGAACAUUUUUGAAAGAAAAAUGUGGUUUUUUAGCAGCGUUCAUUUCCCUCGAUGCCUAAUUCAGUGCAAGAGGUCAAGGAUUUGACCACUGUAAUACAGUGGAAUUGCAGAAGCAUCAUCCCUAAACUAGAUCAAUUUAAAUUUUUAGUUCAUAGUUCUAACUGUGAUGUAUUUUCCCUCUGUGAAACAUGGCUUUCUUCAGCCGACGAGCUGAAUUUCCACGAUUUCAACAUUAUUCGCCUCGAUCGAAAUGACUCGUUUGGUGGCGUACUAUUGGGGAUCAAAAAAUGUCACUCCUUCUAUAGAGUCACUCUCCCAUCGAUGACAGGCAUUGAAGUUGUCGCUUGCCAGACACAAAUCAAUGGCAAAGACUUCUGCAUUGCCACGAUAUAUAUUCCUCCAAGAACCAUGGCCGGCCGCCAUCAGUUUUUUGAUAUCAUCGAGGCAUUGCCGGAGCCGCGGCUAAUCUUAGGUGACCUCAACUCCCAUGGAACAGCAUGGGGGUCACACUACGAUGACAGCCGUGCCACGUUGAUUUAUGAUCUGUGCGACAACUUCAACAUGACAGUUUUAAAUACAGGGGAAGCAACUAGGAUAGCCAACCCUCCUGCACGGGCAAGUAUGCUAGACAUAUCACUUUGCUCUUCUUCGUUAUCCCUGGAUUGCACGUGGAAGGUAAUCCAAGAUCCCCACGGUAGUGAUCACCUGCCAAUAAUUUUAUCGAUCGCCAAUGAAUCAGCACUUGUUUCAAUGCAUGAACUUCCUCCACUCGAAGAG